AUGGCUGCAAUGCAUGCACAACCGUCGGUACAGGAGAUUCUGCCGCGCGUAUUGCAAGACCUAAAGACUUUGACGACGCAAGAUGGAUUUCAACAAUUAACCAACUAUGUCAACGAGCUUGCCCGGCUCCAAGCCAAGGUCCAAGAUCAAGACACGGCUAUAGACCUCCUAACGGGGAAAAUGAAGGACAGGUUGGACGAAAUGGAAGGCGACAAACAAAAGUUGAAGACCCUAAAUGAUAAUCUAGCUGACACUCAGAAGAAUCUGGCUAUUUUCAAAAGCAGGCUGCUAGCCGAAAAGUAUUUCGGCGGCGCCUGCAACGAACAACUACUCGGGCAGCCCAAGAUCUGGGAGCAGCUUCAGGAUAAUCCCUUAUUGACAAAGGUUCCUAUCCCCGUGUCUAAUUCAGGGCCUGCCCGCAGGAUACGCACCAUCAUCGCCAUAACCAUCAUAAGCAAUGCUUUUGUCACGCACAUCUUUCUUAAAUUCGGGUUCGACAAGAGCAUGAGAAAGCUAAUGCUCAAGCUGGCCAUAGCAAAGCCAGAUGAUGAGGCUCACUGCCGCUCGUCGCUGCUUGGGAUUCUUCGCUAUUUACCAGGGUAUGGGAAAGAGGAUAUCAUUCGCUCAACAACCCAGGCUGUGGAGUCAGUGACUAGCACCCUUGGGCCGCUAUUGGUAUCCUCGGAGUAUGAUGAGUUUAGACAGAGCGUAUCGAAGUUGUGUGAGGAAGCGACCGAAGCCUGGAACCUGAUUCAGCACGCCCAGCCAUACUACGAAGCUCUUAUGGAUCUCGAUUAUGAAAAAUGGGAGCUGAUCGAUGGCGAUAGGGGGUUCUCCCACAAAGCCCAACAACUCCGAGAAUGGUGA
Messenger RNA from Parascedosporium putredinis, 867 nucleotides. Lineage: Eukaryota; Fungi; Ascomycota; Sordariomycetes; Microascales; Microascaceae. The record is from the annotation of a GenBank genome assembly.